Messenger RNA from Labrus bergylta (ballan wrasse), 2629 nucleotides. It is a transcript of the gene commd1, whose product is annotated as copper metabolism (Murr1) domain containing 1. Gene Ontology annotation, biological process: positive regulation of protein ubiquitination; copper ion homeostasis; negative regulation of sodium ion transmembrane transport. Gene Ontology annotation, cellular component: endosome. The record is from RefSeq and is a predicted model, not a curated record. NCBI's taxonomy places the organism in Eukaryota, Metazoa, Chordata, Actinopteri, Labriformes, Labridae.
CCUAGUCAGAAGAAACAAUGGCGGAUGUUGAAGCUUCAAAAUCUCUGAGCGGACUGUUGAAUGGAAUAGCUCAAAACGUUUAUUACAACAACAGUGAGAUCACAGAGGAGCUGCUGAAGAAUGAACUAUUCCCCGAGAUGGUGCAGGAGGAGUUCAAGGCGUUACACGAGAAAAUGAAAGCCCUCCUUAAGUCAAUUGCAACCGCCGACAUGGACCACGCCCAGCUAGAGGCCUUUCUCACAGCGCAGACUAAGAGGCAGGGUGGUGGCGGGGUGACUGCUGAACAGGCUGCAGCCCUCUCUCGCUUCUGGAAAAGUCAGCGUGUCCGGGUGAGGGAGAGUUUGGUGGCUCAGAGCCGCUGGGAGCCCGGCCUCAGGGGCCUCUCUUGGAGGGUGGACCUCCAGACUGCAGCCAGUCGGGGGGACGCACUGCACAGCGGGCCGGUUGCUCUGAUGGAGCUGGAGCUGGGCAGAGCCGGAGAGGACUCAGAGUUUGUGUGUCUGGAGUUCGACGAGGCCAAAGUGAACCAGGUACUGAAGAAGAUGGCCAACAUCCAGAAGAGCAUAGACAGCGUGGUUCAGCGCUCAUAAAAAACGGAGUGACAUUUUAUCCCAGUCAGCAGAGAGACAGUGAGGUGUGAUUCUGACUGAGAGACAACUCAGGUAUUACCUGCAACAUGAGGGGUGUUUCCUCCUGAUUCCUGUUUGUCCUGUUUAACAGCCUUGUUCAGAAGUGGGACAUGUUCAGAUCUGUAUCACUCCAGAACUGAUCCAACAGACUCAGACUGAAGAUAUAGUUUAUAUUUCAACAUGUUCCAGAUGUUCUAGAAGGUCUGGGCUGCUCCUCAGAUGUUAUAUCUGGGGAUCCUUUACAGUCUCUCUCUGAUAGGAUUAAUGUUCCUCUCUGUCCACAGCAGCAAAAAUACAUUACUGGUGUUGUAGGAGAGCAUGGGUGCGGCAAAGUCACAACGAUUGGAAAUGAAGUUGGAGAUGGGAUUUUUGAAUCAAAACAAAACACAAACAGUCUUAUGUUUCAUUGUAAACCAGCGAGGAUGGUACAACUCUUAACUUUUUACCAUCAGACUAAAAAUAAAUUCAAUUAUUGGGGGGUGUAUAUAAUGCAAAGGAUUCAGGGAAUUUAAGAAUUACAAUUAAUUGAACUGUGUUAUUUUUCUGUAUAAAUCGAAAAGUUGUUUUGAUCUAUAAAACGUCAAAAAGGUCAUAUCUUCUUUUGUCAGUAGGAACUCCAAAAAUAUUGAGUUUAAUUAGAUAUAAAAUCAAGAAAAGAUUAUACGUCUUUCAUUGUUCACUUUUGAAUAAAAAUGACUUCCAUUUUUAACCAAUGAAGAAAUAGUUGGUAUUUUUUGCAUGAGUAAGCUAACUGCAGCUAAUGUAAUUGUACCCCACAAUAUAUCUGUAACAUACGAAAACAAAAAGGUGAACUGAUUAAGGCAGAGCUAGACAAAUAACUCCCAUCUACUUUAAAGUAAAAUCAGCUCUGUAGAGACCCUCUCUUUAAUGCCGUCAGAGCCUCUCAGUGAAAAAUCAUUCAUUUGAACAAUACUGCCAGCGUUGUGGCCUUUAGAUUAAAACUUGACUAGCGCACAAUUCAGUGAAUGAAUAUUAAUUUAAGAAAACGUUGUUGGUUUGGGUCUGUGUUCAGAGAGGAGGCUACAUUCAUUCAGAGCUGGACAAGAUGAUGAGCUUCCUGGUUCAGGUGACAAAUCUUCCUCUGGUGAUGCAGGAUUACAACCCAUCACAAGCGUAUGCCUGCACAUGAUUGUGAUCUCAUGUAUUGUAUACAGCAUUCCUUUACAAACAAAUCUGUGCCAAUUAAGAUCUAAAGCAAUGGUGAGAUUGAGGCAAACUGCAAAAUUUAGAGGUUUGCCUUGAUUUUUUUUUAUCCCAAAUUGUAUUUUUCAUGAUUCUCUGUUUUUAUUAAAUACUGUAAAAAAGUUAAUACAACCAUAAAUGCAACAAUAACUAAAUGUCUGGAAACCCCCUCAUGUAUAAACAGGAUUAUUCAGACCUUUGAGAGAAUAAAUGAAGGGUUUGGGCAUCUUUCUGUCUGUUCUGAAGUUUAACUGAGUUUAAACAACUGUGAGGUGGACAAAAUCACUGCACAAUGUACGUAAAUAUCUCUUUGUCUUUGUCAUGAAUCAACCUUAUGACAUCAAUAGACUUUGAUCGCAUGUCACAACAUCAUUUCUGAUCACGGUUUAAGUCCGCCUGAGACAUCAGUUAACAAUUAUCAGGCGUGUUGAGGCCCAGCCGGGGUGGGGACGUUAUCAUACACCUGGGAUAAAACCGUCUCCACAUAGGAACAAGUAGCACUGAGUUAAUCUUUGUCUUGAUUGUAAACUAAGCCCACAAUUUGUUUGGCUGCUAGAAUAACUAUUAUUAUUAAGAUAACUGAAGCAUGACAACGAGCUUUAGUGUUGAAUUCUGAUUUAUUCUCAAAGUCCAUGUGUCUGACAAAAUCAUCAAUAAAACACUGAAAACUCAAAAGCCAAACAAUAACACCAACAAGCUAAAAGAUUGAAGGUCAAGUAGAACAGCAAUCCCCAUGUUUUUUUUUUUUUAAGUUUGAACUACUUUCACAGUAAUAAAUGAACUUGCAAAAGACAGGA